Molecule: messenger RNA, 1095 nt
Organism: Suillus fuscotomentosus
Lineage: Eukaryota; Fungi; Basidiomycota; Agaricomycetes; Boletales; Suillaceae
Exons: 6
Coding region: 1-1095 (364 amino acids)
Source: RefSeq, a predicted model, not a curated record
AUGGCCCCCAACCGCACAAGGUUCUGCAACUUAUGUGGUCAGGACAUCAAGCCACGAGGUUGGACUACUCAUCAGAAAGCUUGUGAGACAAAUGCAGACAAGCGGCACCGUGAUCAUGCCAUUGUAGAUGCAAUUCGGCAGGAAAAAGCACAGAACGAAUCUGUGCUUGAUGGACAACGGACGGCUCAACCUAGUCGCGCUCACACACCAAUCGAGGUGAGAGAUUACCAGCAUGAUAUUGCACAUGACUUUGAUGUGGACUUCAGCUUGACUGACCAUUUUGAGCCUGAACUUAUGGACGCCUCAGCACCACCCACCUAUUCGCUUGAUGACAUCAAGGUCGAGCAUCACCAAAAUAGUGGCAUCAAGGCACAAAUCUAUCCCUUCAACAAUUUUCAUUGUCGUCCUGCAACAUCUUCGGCUUACACCACUCCCAAUAACCACCCUUGGCGCCCAUUUCAAUCUCGACUUGAAUUUGAAGUAGCCGAGCUUGCUCUUGAGGUCGGAUUGAACAACAAACAAACGGACCGUCUCAUCAACAUUUGCCAUCAAUGUUCUCUCAGAAAGGAUAGUUUUACGCUGAAGAACCAUAAAGACAUUCACGGCAAGUGGGAAGCAGUGUCCCAUUGGAUCACAAAGUUCACGAAAGAUGUGAUCUCGGUCCCCUACGACAGCAAGAUGCGGGAAUUCGAUGUAUACUACAGAGAUCUUUGGGAUCUCACUACUGACCUACUUCGGGACCCUAACCUCUUCCCUCACUUCCAGUUCGACGCACAACACUUAUCGAAGUUUAAUGGGCAAACCUUCGUCCGCUUUGUAGAUGAACCUUUCACUGCGGAAGACUUUUGGAAUGUGCAAUCGCAACUACCACAGGAUGCAAAGCCACUAGCUUUCAUCCUAUACGCCGAUAAAACAAGAUUAUCAUCAUUUGGUACUGCGAAAGGAUACCCAGUUGUCGUGCACUUAGCAAAUCUACCUACUGAUAUUCAGAACGGACGAGGUGUAGGUAAUGGUUACAUUGUAGGAUGGCUGCCAAUUGUAUGUCCCAAUGUUUGUCUCAUUGUCGGUGCUGAUGGUGGGGUUGUAUUGUAUUAG